Mustela lutreola (European mink) is the source of this 470-nucleotide messenger RNA. RefSeq names its product ankyrin repeat domain-containing protein 26-like. The coding region runs from base 182 to 442 and encodes 86 amino acids. The transcript has 4 exons. The record is from RefSeq and is a predicted model, not a curated record. NCBI's taxonomy places the organism in Eukaryota, Metazoa, Chordata, Mammalia, Carnivora, Mustelidae.
UGAAUUGAUGUGAUGUUUUCUGAAGUCGGGCUUUUGUUUUGUGUUGUUUUUAUAGGAAGGAGAGGAGCGGCCAGCGAUUGGAACAAAGGACGAUGGUAUCACUGAAAGUGUUCCACAAGCACAAACAUUUAAUGACUGUUUGACUUCUGCUGACAGGGCAGAUAAAAAUGAUAGACAUGUUAUGCUGUCAGCAUUAGGAUUUGCAGAACAAAAUGAAGAAUCACCUUGGGAUUCUGAGAGUAAUUCUGAGAGUCUCCCAGAGACAUACGUUCAUCAUUUAUCUGGGCAUGCAGAUCAGAAAGGGGCAAGUACAUUAAAUCAGCAAGUAGAAGGUUUCUGUGAGACAACUUCAAGAAGAACUGGCCAAUACCCUAAAGAAACUAUCUAUGUCAGAGGCUUCACUGGAGGUGACAUCACGUUGUCAUAUGAAUUUAGAAGAUGAGGUAAAAGACUUAAAGGAAAAACUGACU